Molecule: messenger RNA, 1554 nt
Organism: Rhodotorula graminis WP1
Lineage: Eukaryota; Fungi; Basidiomycota; Microbotryomycetes; Sporidiobolales; Sporidiobolaceae
Exons: 6
Biological process (GO): regulation of DNA-templated transcription
Molecular function (GO): DNA-binding transcription factor activity, RNA polymerase II-specific; zinc ion binding
Source: RefSeq, a predicted model, not a curated record
CACACACCAGCAUGGACGGCUACGACCCGUACCUGCAGCAGCACCACCAGCAGUACAACUACCCUCAACAGCCGCCGCAGCAGCAGCCCCUGCCGCUCCCCGUCCAGCCGCCGCCUCCUCAUCUCCUCCAGCCGAUCGCUUCCACCAGCCAGCUCCCGCUCGCCCCAGUCGACUGGGCCGCCCAACUUGCACUCGAUGCAGCAGCCCACCUUGCACCAGGCGGCUCCAUCCUCGUCCCGGCCGUCGGACCCGGCCUCGCCGCGUCUGCUCUGCCCGAUCAACUCGUCCGAGGGACGCAGCUCGUAAAGGUCACCGCAAAGUCGUGCGCAAACUGCCGCCUGCGCAAGUGCGACCGUCGGUACCCGGAAUGCUCGCGGUGCACCAAGCGCAAAGAGCUGUGCGACUACGGCGACGACAUCUCGAUCGCCCUGCGUCCGACCUGGGUCCCGCCCUCGGACGAGGACGGUCUCAUCUCGCCCCCCUCGGGCCUCACCGCCCCGCCGACGCCGCACGCCUCGUUCGCCGGGCCCAUGCCCUCGUCGCGCUCCCACGCCGGCGCCGCUACCUACGCGCCGAGCGCCCUCCCGUACCCGAUGCGCCCGCCCAUGCCGUACGACCCGUACCACUCGCAGCGCGCGCUCAGCGACUUGCAGCACCACCAGGCGCUCGUGCGGCACCGGGGCGGGCCGGGGGGCGCGGCGGACGUGGGCGGCGCCGGGGCCCUGCGGCUCUCGGCGGCGGCGGGAGGGGACGGCGCGAGCGGGUACGCGAGGAGGAGAGCGGGGCGCGAGGGGGACCUGGACGGGCGGGAACCGCGGCGGGCGCACGACGAGGACGAGGGCGGUACGGGCGAGCGAGGGUUCGCCGACCUGUGGGAGAAGUUCCUCCGGGCGUCCAACCUGGGCCAGAGCUCGAGCGACUGGCGCCUCGCGCAGCCAACCAUGGCGUCGUCGCUUCAGAUCCACCUCAUCGACGCGUCGAUGCACUCGUGCUGCUUCCACCUGCCGGCCUUCCACAUCUUCAACCGCGAGAUCCAGUACCUCAAGGAGAACAUCGACCAGCUCGACCUCGCGAGCCAGGUCGUCGUCGGCAUCCUCACGUCGCUCGGAGCGCGCGCCUCGCCGCACAGCGCCCUGCUCGGCAUCGCCGGCCCCGACAUCGAGAACGGCCGCGCGUCGCUCGACCUCGUCCUGUCGGCCGGUGUCCGGCGCGAGAACGCGUGGCGCGCCAUCGUCAAGCGCGCGACCGACCUGUGCUCCAAGAUGGACAUUCUCCAGGUCCCGAGCGCGCGCAACCUCCAGACGCUCGUCGCGUUCGUCCAGAUGCUCAUGCUCGCCGAGGUGCACCCGGUCACGGCCAGGUUCUUCCUGCGCACCGCCAUCGGCCUGUUUCGCGACAUGCAGCACGCGUCCGACCUGUCGUACGACGAGGUGCAGGCGACCAAGUUGAGAGUCGGCCCGACCCUGUUCGAAUCGGACGCCCGCAUCGCCGCCUACCUGAGCCUGCCCGUGUGCAUCACCGACGAGGACCUGUACGAGUACUUUGACGGCACCG